AUGGCAAUUGAGGCCCACCAAAUUCAUUCACCUCCUCCUACAAAAUCCAACCAGGAAUACUGGGGAGGACGGAGGAGGAUGUCACUCCAAAAACUCCUCCAGAACCUCAGAACUGUUAAAAAAUGCCAACUCCCAAACCCUUCUCAAAACCCCAAAGCCAAAAUUGCAGACACCAUUAUUUCCGCAAUUCUGAUCACCUCAACUUUUCAACCCAUCCCAGCAACCACCACCAAUCUCCUCUCCAAGCUUACCUCCAACUUUGUCCACCUCAUUCUCUCUGACCCUCGUAUACAAAUUCCCAAAUGCCUUGAUUUCUUCAAUUGCCUUGUGAAAAACCAAGCUUUACUUUCUUUUCAGCUCAGUAUUGAGACCCAUUUGACCCUUCUUUGCAGGCUUGUCAAAUCAAGAAAGUUUGAGGAUGCUGAGGAUCUUUUGAGGGCAUUCUUGAUUCUUCAUGAGAAUGGCAGGUGCCCAUUUUCUGCUAUUGCUUCAUUCUUUCAGAAUAACUGUUAUAAGCCUUUUAUUCGUGCUAAAGUUUUCAAUCUGAUGAUUAAAGUUUACUCUGAUAACCAAGAGUUCAAUAAGGCUACGCAGACAUUUGAUUAUAUGAGAAAUAAUGGUGUUGAGAUAAAUGAGAGAACUUGCACUAUACUUUUGAUCGAAAUAACGAGAUGUGAUCAGUUGGAGUUGGGAAUCGAGUUUUUUUAUCGAAUAGUAGAGUCUGGAAUUGAGAUUUCGGUGUUUUCGUUGACAGUUGUUGUUGAUGGCCUGUGUAAGAGUGGUGAGAUUAGAAGGGCUAGAGAAUUAGUUGAGAAAAUGGUCGGUUAUGGAAUAAGGCCUAAUAUAAUUACGUGUAAUACAUUGGUGGAUGCUUGUGCCAAGAGGUGGAAUUUUGACGAAUUGGAUAAGACGUUGGAGUUAAUGAGAAGAGAAGGCGUGGAAUUCAGUGUUGAGACUUACAAAUUUUUAGUUGAUGGAUUUUCAAGUUCCGGUAGAGUUAAAGAUUCUGAAAGGAUGGUUUUUGAGAUGCUUGAUAAGGGAUUCAAGAUGGAUGUGUACACAUGUAAUUUGAUUAUAGCAGGCUAUUGUAGAUUGGAUAAUGUACAACGAGCAUUUUCGUUCUUCUGUAUUAUGGAUAAGAGGGGUAUUGGUUCAAAUGCUGACACAUACAGGAUUUUGGUUUGUGGUUUCUGUAAGGUUGGAAAAAUUGAGGUGGUACAAGAACUAGUCACUCAAAUGAACCAUAAAGGAUUUGAAAUUGACCGUGGCACGUUCAAUACUUUGAUUGAUGCAUAUUGUAAACAAGGAAAAGUAGGUGAAGCCUUCUCAUUUUUAAAACUUAUGGAGGAGAAAGGAGUUAUUGCCGAUUUUGCUGUGCAUGAGAUGGUUCUGAGUGGCUUAUGUGAGUCAGGUCGAACUGAAGAGUCCAAGUUGCUAUUCAGUACUUUGAUGAAAAGGGGCCUAGCUUCUAAGGGCUCGAGAUUCGUUCCAUUGGCUGAGUCAUCAACAAGUCAAGAAAAUCAAAAGCAGGUUCACGGAGAUGAAGAAAUGGAAAUUAGCCCAAGUUCUGAUCUGUUGAGGUCUGUUCCUUUAAUUGAGUCAUCAAGAAAUCAGGAACAUCAGGGGCUGGUUUCUACAGAUGAAGAGAUGCAAAUUUGCUCUAGUUCUGAUUUAUAUUCAGAUCUGAUAGCCAUAUUGCGAGAUGGAAACUAGAUGACGUGUGGAAGUUGGACGCUUUUGCAAGAGCUAGACCCGGACACAGACUUGUCAGAUGGGUUUGAUAGAUGCUUGACAUGAAGAGGAGGAUGGCAUUACUACUGGUAUGCAGAACUUUGAGAUAAAUUGCCUAAUUGACAAGGCCAUUGGUUCGUUUAGUAUAUCAGAUUCCAAAUCCCUAACUUGCACAAACUCACCCAAUGAUUAGGCUUCCUAUGCUCCUUUUGUCGGCUGUCAGAAAGAAAGAUUCAUCUGAUGUAAAGUACACGGAGUUACACUUGUAAUUUUUUUUCCCUGCAUCUGGCAGUUAAGAAGCUGGAAUUACUGCAGGUAUGGUGUAAAAUAGUUUACAUCAGAUCCUUUGAAUGGCCUUAUCGGGGAGCUGUAGAGAGAACUGUGCUAAACCUAGAAAGACAUCAAGAUUCUAUAAAACACAAUGUUUAUGAUUUUUUGCUGGUAGCACAUGCGUCCUGUGAUCAAGCAUCUGGGGACACAGCCUGGAAAGGAACACAAUCUUGCAUUAUGAUCUCCUGGACCAAGAUAUCUGGACAGGUGUUUGAAAUUGGCAGUGGCAGAUGAUGAAUUGUUCAGAUUAUGAAGCGGAGGAGUUCAAGCUUAGGGGUGUCAACGAAUCGAGCUGCUCAUGAAUAGUUCACGAGCAGCUCGUUAAAAUGAUCGGCUCGAGCUCGGUCAAAUCGAGCUCGAGUCAAUCUCGAACUAUUCGAAUAUGCCAACGAA
Messenger RNA from Coffea eugenioides, 2454 nucleotides. RefSeq names its product pentatricopeptide repeat-containing protein At2g28050. Gene Ontology annotation, molecular function: protein binding. The transcript has 2 exons. The record is from RefSeq and is a predicted model, not a curated record. NCBI's taxonomy places the organism in Eukaryota, Viridiplantae, Streptophyta, Magnoliopsida, Gentianales, Rubiaceae. Bases 1 to 1713 code for a protein of 570 amino acids.